Molecule: messenger RNA, 3319 nt
Organism: Mandrillus leucophaeus (drill)
Lineage: Eukaryota; Metazoa; Chordata; Mammalia; Primates; Cercopithecidae
Gene: CC2D1B
Product: coiled-coil and C2 domain containing 1B
Exons: 25
Coding region: 155-2677 (840 amino acids)
Biological process (GO): regulation of transcription by RNA polymerase II
Cellular component (GO): nucleus
Molecular function (GO): RNA polymerase II cis-regulatory region sequence-specific DNA binding; DNA-binding transcription repressor activity, RNA polymerase II-specific
Source: RefSeq, a predicted model, not a curated record
AGUGGGGUCACGUGUUGCGCGCGAGCCGCCUCCCCGGCGGGCGCUUCCUGUCGCUACCGCUGCGGCCCAGGGCCCGCGGGAGCCCAGGGCGGUGCCGGGUGGGAGAAGGCCGGGUUUUGGCUGGGAUUCACCUCGAGGUAUCUAGGCUGCCACGAUGCCAGGGCCAAGACCUCGGAAGGGCCCUCAGGCCAGAGGCCAAGGGGUGGCCGCUGCCAAGCAGAUGGGGCUGUUUAUGGAGUUUGGCCCUGAGGACAUGCUGCUGGGCAUAGAUGAGGCUGAAGAUGAUGAGGACCUGGAGGCUGAGCUGCUGGCUCUCACAGGGGAAGCACAAACUACAGGCAAGAAGCCAGCACCCAAGGGGCAGGCCCCCCUGCCCAUGGCCCACAUCGAGAAGUUGGCAGCAGACUGUAUGCGGGAUGUGGAGGAGGAGGAGGAGGAGGAAGGGCUGGAGGAAGAUGCAGAGUUGCUGACGGAGCUGCAGGAGGUCUUAGGUGUGGACGAGGAGACUGAGCCCCUGGAUGGUAAUGAGGCAGCUGGCCCAGGCGGCUCUGAGGAGGAGAAGGGCCUAGAAGACACUGAACCUCCAGUGCAGACAGCUGUCCUGACAGCUUCAGCCCCAGCAGCUCAGGCCGGAGCAUCUCAGGGGCUACACGCUUUGCUGGAGGAACGAAUUCGCAACUACCGAGAGGCUGCGGCCAGCGCCAAAGAGGCAGGCGAAGCCGCCAAAGCUAGGCGCUGCGAGCGCGGCCUGAAGACCUUGGAGUCGCAGCUAGCCGCUGUGAGGAGAGGCAGAAAGAUCAAUGAGGAUGAGAUCCCACCUCCAGUGGCCUUAGGAAAGCGGCCCCUGGUCCCCCAGGAACCAGCCAACAGGAGCCCUGAGGCAGACCCUCCAGCUCCCCCUGCCUUGGAGUCAGACAACCCCUCCCAACCUGAGACCAGCCUCCCUGGCGUUUCUGCCCAGCCCAUUUCAGACUCAGACCCAGACCCACGGGCCCUGCUGUCAUCCCGACAGAGAGAGUACAAAGUGGCUGCCCUCAGUGCCAAGCGGGCUGGCGAGCUAGACCGUGCACGAGAGCUCAUGAGGAUUGGGAAGAGAUUCGGUGCUGUCCUGGAGGCCCUGGAGAAGGGGCAGCCCGUGGAUCUGAGUGCCAUGCCUCCGGCACCUGAGGAUCUGAAGCCCCGGCAGCCGUCUCAGGCUCCCACAGCACCCUCAGUCAUUCCCCCAGCUGUGGAGCGAGUGCAGCCAGUGAUGGCCCCUGACAUCCCAGCAACCCCAGUGGCCCCUACAGAGUCACAGACAGUGCUGGAUGCCCUGCAGCAAAGGCUGAACAAGUACCGCGAGGCAGGCAUCCAGGCCCGGAGUGGUGGGGAUGAGCGCAAGGCUCGGAUGCAUGAGCGCAUUGCCAAGCAAUAUCAAGAUGCUAUUCGAGCACACCGAGCAGGACGGAAAGUCAACUUUGCUGAGUUGCCUGUUCCUCCAGGAUUUCCCCCUAUCCCUGGCCUGGAGCCCACUAUGGGUGUUGAAGAGGACUCAGUGGCAGCGACAUUGGCAGCUGCAGAGAAACUGGCCUCCGCAGAGGAUACAGGCCCAGCUGAUGAAGACGAGGACGAGGGUGAGCCCCCAGCACAGGCCCCAGUGGCCAAGAAACCUGCACGGCCCGCGGUCCCUUCAUCUCAGCCCCUGCCUGAGCCCAAGGCCUCAAGUUCUAAGGAGUCACCUAGUCCAUCUGUGCGGGAGCAGCUGGCACUGCUGGAGGCACGGAAACUGCAGUACCAGCGGGCAGCCCUGCAGGCCAAGCGAAGCCAGGACCUGGAGCAGGCCAAAGCCCAUCUGCGGGUGGCCAAAUGUCUUGAGGCUCAGAUCAUCCAGGCCCGAGCUGGCAGACCUGUUGAUCUGUCCAAGGUGCCUUCGCCCUUGACGGAUGAGGAGGGUGACUUCAUCCUCAUCCACCACGAGGACCUUCGACUCUCCCAGAAGGUGGAGGAGGUGUAUGCCCAGCUGCAAAAAAUGCUUCUGGAGCAACAAGAGAAGUGCCUCCUGUUCUCCAAGCAGUUCAUGCACCAGGGCAACGUGGCUGAGACCACCCGAUUUGAGAAGCUUGCUCAGGACCGCAGGAAACAGCUGGAGAUCCUGCAGCUGGCCCAGGCUCAGGGCCUUGACCCUCCCAGCCACCACUUUGAGUUGAAGACAUUCCAGACUGUGAGGAUCUUCUCCGAACUCAACAGCACAGAAAUGCAUCUGAUCAUUGUCCGGGGAAUGAACCUCCCAGCCCCUCCAGGGGUGACUCCUGAUGACCUGGAUGCUUUUGUGCGGUUUGAGUUUCACUAUCCUAACUCGGACCAAGCUCAAAAAAGCAAAACAGCUGUGGUGAAGAACACAAAUUCUCCAGAAUUUGAUCAACUCUUCAAACUAAACAUCAACCGAAACCACCGGGGCUUCAAGAGGGUGAUCCAGAGCAAAGGCAUCAAGUUUGAGAUUUUCCACAAAGGGUCCUUUUUCAGAAGCGACAAACUGGUUGGCACAGCACACCUGAAACUGGAGCGGCUGGAGAAUGAGUGUGAGAUCAGAGAAAUUGUGGAGGUCCUGGAUGGAAGGAAGCCCACCGGGGGGAAGCUGGAAGUGAAGCCGAUGGCCAGCACCAGGAGAGGAGUCAGGCCGCAACUGUGCAGGAGUUGACUUCCCCAGCUUUGCUGGCUUCAGAAGCCUUUGUACAUAAGAGAGAUGCUGCUACCCAAGCACCAAAGAACUGUUAAGCACGUGCACUACUGACCACAACCCUGGUCUUUCCUGUUGGCCCCUCCGGGGCCUUUACAGAAGCAGGCUGGGUUCCAGGAGCCCAUCUCCCUGCUGUCUCCCCCUGCCCCCAGUCUGGAUGAGGGCAAGGACACCUUCGUUCCUCUGUGCCAUGGAGUCCUGCAGCCCCUUAACCCCUGCGUGGCAACUGUGUAUAGCUUACACCUGCCUCCAGUUGCACCACUUCUAGAUGUGCCUUUAAAAGAUAUAACUAUGGGAUGGGAGAACUUGAGGGUGAUCGGGAACCUCCCCUGCUGAGGGUGGGGUCAGGGUUCCGUGACUCCAGUGGGCUAGUGGUAGCCUGUCCCAGACAACUCCAUCACCCCAGCUCUGCCUGUGCCUUUAUCCCUGACAGCUGCUGCACUAGCCUUCCUGCUUCCCUAAGGACUUAGUGGAGGAGGAAAGUUGUUUUUGGUACUACUUGGUGGGAAGUAAGGGGAAGGUUGGAUCUUGGGUUUGGUCCACCCACCCAAGAAAAAAGACUGUUAACUGGAAGAAAAAAAUAUAUAUAUAAAAUUUUAUGUA